UCUCCCAAGUCUCGCGUCCGAAGCUCCAUUUCUCACUCCUCUUCACAAAAUUCCCCCACCGUCAAAUGUUAAAGACAAAGAUUCGACCGAUAUUCUCUCUUGCUUUCUAAUUGGCUUCUCAUUUUUUUUAAAAUUUAAACUAUUCUGUUAAGUAACUGCCCUUCAAGUCUCCUUCUCCAACUCUACUUCCGCUUCUUCGGUUCUUCUUCUCUGCACGCACUUUGUUGUAUAUCCGGCGUGUUCUUCUUCGGUUCUUCUUCGUUAGGGUUUUUGUAGUUUUAUUUGUUAUCCUCGUUGUUGCAAACUGCAAUGGCAUUUUAUUGAUUAAUGGCGGCGUGUUCUAGAGGUUUCGCGAGUUUCAAACACGGGAGAUUCGAGGUGUCCGUAUCUUCUUUUCCUUUGCGUUCUGCUGAUGGAUUUGUAUUGAGGAAUAGGAAGAAGAGGAAGGAUCGAGUUUCGACGAGUCGAUUUAGUUGCUGCUGCUCUGACUCGGUGGUUCCGAUUCGGAGAAGCGCCGGUACAUGUAAUAGCGUAGAGAAGGCCAAGGAAAAGAGGCAUCACCGUGUCCGAAUCCAAGCCACUCCUGCAUUGCACUUUGCUUCUCCUCCGCCUCAUUUUGCUUCAAAACAAGACAAAUUCAACCCCCGUUGCACCCCUAGAAAUUCCGGCCCACAGUCCCGUGACACUCCACCAAAAAGAGAUACUGGUAUUGCCAAUGAGAAAGACUGGGGAAUCAGCUUGUUAAACGAAAAAGUUAAUGAGACUGGCACCAGUGAAGAUGGCAGUACUUGGUAUCGAGAAGGUGGGGAAGACCUAGGCGAAAAUGGAUACCGAUGUAGAUGGACAAGGAUGGGUGGGCGAUCCCAUGAUGGUCCCUCAGAGUGGAAAGAAACUUGGUGGGAGAAAAGUGACUGGAGCGGAUACAAAGAGCUAGGUGUGGAGAAAUCUGGAAGCAAUGCUGAGGGUGAUUCAUGGUGGGAAACAUGGCAAGAGGUCCUCCAUCAAGAUAAAUGGAGUAAUUUAGCUAGAAUAGAGAGGAAUGCACAGAAACAAGCGAAAUCUGGCACUGAAAAUGCUGGAUGGUAUGAGAAAUGGUGGGAAAAGUAUGAUGCUAAAGGCUGGACCGAGAAAGGUGCACAUAAGUAUGGUAGACUAAAUGAGCAGUCAUGGUGGGAAAAGUGGGGGGAGCAUUAUGACGGAGGAGGAUCAGUUCUCAAAUGGACUGACAAAUGGGCUGAGACCGAAUUGGGAACCAAAUGGGGAGACAAGUGGGAAGAGAAGUUCUUUGCUGGCAUAGGUUCUCGUCAAGGGGAGACAUGGCAUGUAGCUCCCAGUGGUGAACGUUGGUCAAGGACAUGGGGGGAAGAACAUUUCGGAAAUGGUAAAGUUCACAAGUAUGGGAAGAGCACAACAGGUGAAAGCUGGGAUAUUGUUGUGGAUGAAGAAACCUAUCAUGAGGCUGGACCUCAUUAUGGAUGGGCUGAUGUGGUGGGUGAUUCAGGCCAAUUACUAUCCAUCCAACCCCGUGAGAGGCCACCUGGUGUCUACCCUAAUAUUGAUUUCAGGUCAUCGCCUCCAUCUCCCGACGACGACCCACCAAGCACGCUUCCCCCUGCUUAAUGAAGGGUUGAGUAUCAUGUUCCACUAUUUUGCUUUGGCAGUUUAUAAUAUUCUCUCAUUUUGUAAUUGGAACAUUCUGAAUUAUUGUUUGAUUUAUUCAUUUUUUCCAUAUUCAUGCAUAUGAUGUUGAGCUUGGAGACAUCAAUUUGCCCCCAAGCCACCUAUGCUAUUCAACAUCGGCAAUGUUAGAAAUGGCAAAACCAUCGUGUUAAAAGUUU
Molecule: messenger RNA, 1838 nt
Organism: Tripterygium wilfordii
Lineage: Eukaryota; Viridiplantae; Streptophyta; Magnoliopsida; Celastrales; Celastraceae
Exons: 11
Coding region: 328-1620 (430 amino acids)
Biological process (GO): regulation of starch metabolic process; starch metabolic process
Cellular component (GO): chloroplast stroma; starch grain
Molecular function (GO): starch binding
Source: RefSeq, a predicted model, not a curated record